CUUGCAAAUGUCGAACUGGGAAAGUCCCUACGUUGAGGAUUCUUAUAAUAGCCAGAAAUAUUUUUCCUGGAAUUUAUAUAUAUAUAUAUAUAUAUACAUACUCUGAAUCAAUAUUAUUCCAAACCGAAUCUCUGGAGCCAUUCAUAAAAUUGGUGGCCUCUGUGAGAUCCUCCAACCCACUAGAUUCCUACUUUAAAUUCCUCUAUCUUUAAUCUUCUUCUUCUUCUUCUUCUUUUUCUUUCUUAUUGACUCUCUCUCUCUCUCUCUCUCUCUCAGUUGUUGCUGGUUUCUGACUUAUAUUUUAAGUUUUUUUUGUUUUCUUAAUUUUUGUUGCAGAUGAGAUUAUCUAAAUCAUCCUAACCAGGUAAUAUUAUAAUGGUCUAAACAUGCUGACGGUCCAUGCUCCUGGAGCUAAUACCAAAUGCUGGUCACAUCCAGACUCUAGCUCGCUAAAAGAGUCAUCAUUAUCCAAGAUAACCCAUCUCAAUUCUUUGAGUAGUAUUUCAUUUUGUCCCAGCCUUAACAUCAGAGCUCCUUGUAAUUAUGUACUCCAUAGUUCCUCAAUUUCUUGGAAAGGUCGUUUUCUAUCAAACACCCAUCAUGUGUCCCAGCUUGGAUCUUCAAAAAAGUGGCUGUGCCGAUUGCAUGAUUCAAUUCCAUCUGAUGAUGAGUAUCGUUCAUCACGCAACAUAGCAAUCAGUUUGUUUAGGCGGUACAGGAACGUAGUUGAUCGUGGAGGAGGUGACAACCUAAAAGAGUUUAUAAGUGCUGGAGUGAAUGCUUAUGCACUGGGCUGCACUGAUGAAGGAUUAAGGAAAGAGCUCAUUGAUAUGAUGGAAUCCGGUGAGGAAAUCGAGGCAAUGCAAAGUUAUGGUGGAAGAACCAGUUUGAAAUCUAAGAUUGCAUCAGAAGAGGUUGAUGAGUGUAUUCUGUGGUUGAGCAUUUUAUUCAUCACCAUAUUGUGUACGCCACAACCGACUGUAGUUAGGUGGUCAUCCACUCCUCCAGUGUCAGAUGAAGUAAGGCUUCAGUGGAAAGGCUUUUGUGCUCUCAUAGCGAAUGCAUAUUAUGUGAGAGGAAUGGCAUGGCUUCCAGUAAAGACUCUUCAACUCGAACAAAUGGCAGUGGUGGGAAGAGCUGAGGAGCCAUCAGUUGUUGCUAGCCGAAUGCGAUUAGUGUUUAGUACGCUCGAGGUGGUGAGUCCACAAUGGCCUAGAGUAUAGCGCUUCAGUUCUGAAAAAUCUCCUCAUUUUCUUAGCCUUCAGGAUUUUUUUUUUUUUUUUAGUAAGUUAGUAUAGCCUAAAACCAUUUUAAAUGCAAAAAGUAAAAGAAAAAAGUGAAAGGGCAAAAUAAGGGAAGAAAAAAAAAAAAUUAUAUAUAUAUAUAUAUAUAUAAUGAUCAUAUAACUAGGGUAUGGAAAGUUGGCUGCUGUGUGUUCUAUAAAUCUUCACAAGCUAGACACCGUAUAUGCUAUUUACUUUAUAGAAUCUAUGCUGGUCGAAUAUCCCUUAUAUUGGUAACAACGUUUUAGAAAGCAAGUCAGAUUUACUACCAUCCGCCUUGGAAA
Messenger RNA from Ziziphus jujuba (common jujube), 1567 nucleotides. RefSeq lists its product as uncharacterized. The transcript is spliced from 7 exons. The record is from RefSeq and is a predicted model, not a curated record. The coding region runs from base 387 to 1223 and encodes 278 amino acids. NCBI's taxonomy places the organism in Eukaryota, Viridiplantae, Streptophyta, Magnoliopsida, Rosales, Rhamnaceae.